AUGCCCCGCUAUGCCCCCACUGCCCCUCGCUCACCCCGUCCCUCUGCAGGGCAGGAGCUGUCCGACUGCACCCCAGGCUGGGUGCCCGUCAGCGGGGGCUGCCUCGGCUUCUUCCCCUGGGAGCUGAGCUGGAGCAGGGCCGAGGUAAGGGGCUGCAGGGCACGAUGCGGGCGGCAGCUGGGCUCUGCGGCCCUGGGGGGUCGUGUCACAGCGUCCUGGGGCCACCCCAGGACGGGGACCCUCUCCAAGGGCUCCCUUCCCUCGCCGGACCGGCUGCCACCACUGUGGCACUGCUGCUCUGCGCCAAGGCAGAGCACACAGGGGUGCCAGGCACCACGCGUCCCCACAUCCCCACAGCCCCGGCACUGCUCCCACCGCCCUCCUCCUGGGGAGGUGGGGGCCGGGGUCACGCUGCCCUCCCUGCUGCAGGCCUUCUGCCGGCGCUUCGGCUCCGGGACCCACCUGGCCUCGGUGCACAGCGAGGAGGAGCUGCAGGCCGUGGUGGACCUGCUCUUCUCCUCCCGCUCCAGCGACGCCAGCGAGGAGGAGCUGGACGAGGAGGUCUGGAUCGGCCUCCACCGGCCUCCGCGGAGCCGCAGCUGGCAGUGGUCGGACGGCACGGCGGUGGCGUACAACUCCUGGCACCGGGCGGCCCUCAGCAGGCGGAGAGCCUGCGCCGCGCUGCAAGACUCCACGGGUGAGCCCGGCACCGGGGCACCGCCACCGGCGGCACCGCCACCAGCAACACCGCCACCGUGCGCGGCACUGACCGAGCCCCGCAGCCUCGUGGCCAUGGCUGGGGCGGUCCUUGGGUGGCUUGUGCAUGCACACACAGAUACGUGCACACACAUGGGCGUGCUCUGUGAGCACACGUGCAUGCUGCCAACAUGAAUACAUGUGCCCACAGCCCCACUGUGCACGCCUGCCCACUACAUGUGCACAUAUGCACACAAGUGCACAUACACACUGCAUGCACAGGUGCUCAUCAUUUGCACACAUGCACACACCCCCAGAUGUGUGCACACACACACAGAUAUGUGCACACACACGCACGUGCCCACACUCGCUCGGUGCCCUGGGCUGGCAACCGCAGGACCUGGCCCUGCGCGUGCCGGGGCCCGGUGCUGGCUGCCGGCGGGGUGGGCUGUGCUGGGGGGUCACGGCGCCUUUCCCUUCCAGAUUUCACCACGUGGGAAGCAGAAGCCUGCAGCGACAGAAAACCCUUCAUCUGCAAGUCCCUCUCCUAGAGCAACACAGUGCCUGCACUGCCCGCAGCACCCGCGGUGCCCGCAGUGCC
This is a messenger RNA of Cygnus olor (mute swan), 1297 nucleotides long. RefSeq lists its product as uncharacterized. The transcript has 2 exons. The record is from RefSeq and is a predicted model, not a curated record. NCBI's taxonomy places the organism in Eukaryota, Metazoa, Chordata, Aves, Anseriformes, Anatidae. Gene Ontology annotation, molecular function: signaling receptor activity. The coding region runs from base 1 to 891 and encodes 296 amino acids.